This is a messenger RNA of Rhodotorula toruloides NP11, 972 nucleotides long. Its product is annotated as HLH transcription regulator. Gene Ontology annotation, molecular function: protein dimerization activity. NCBI's taxonomy places the organism in Eukaryota, Fungi, Basidiomycota, Microbotryomycetes, Sporidiobolales, Sporidiobolaceae. The transcript has 2 exons. Bases 1 to 972 code for a protein of 323 amino acids. The record is from RefSeq and is a predicted model, not a curated record.
AUGACCACGUACGCGAACAAGCAGAAGCAGCACGAGCAGGCUUGGGAGCCGCCAACACCCCGCUCCAACUUCGUUCCCCUCCCUGCGACCACACUCCCCGUCGACCACCUCGUACUCCUUCCGCCGCCCCUCAUCCCACACGACGACGUCAAUACAACGUCGACUGGGACUGCAGCCGGCCUCUCACGGCCAACACUCCCUUCUCUGCGCGCGACCUUCGACUCUCCUCCUCCCGCCUCGACCGACGCCUCGGCAGUUCGCCAAAUCGACGACGAUGACUGGCUUCCAGAAUCAUCCAAUGCAAAACGUCCCCGCCGGUCUGCUGCAAUUGCUGCCGCUCGCAACCUCCCUCGCCAACCCUCCCCCUUCGACCUCGAAGAGGACGACCCAAGCGUCAAAGAGCCCAGUCCUUCGACUUCGCCCCCUCCGACCGCUUCGGCGUCUCGAGGAGCGGGCGUAGCAGGAUCGUCGAAGCGCAAAGUCUCUCACUCGCUGAUCGAGCGAAGGAGGCGCGAGAAGAUCAACCAGUGUCUUCAGGUGCUGAGGGAGACUGUACCGAGUCUCAAGGAGGAGGGCGAGCGCAAGAUGGCGCGAGCGAGGGCGCGCGGGCGGAAGAGGGGACGCGGAGAUGAGGCAGGCGAGCGCGGAGGACUGCACAAGCUGGAGAUACUCGAGGGUACGAUCGCGUACAUUGAGGACUUGCGAAGCCGGAUCGAGCUACUCGAGAACGGAUCAAGGGACUCGUCGACAACUGCCGAGCCGUCGACGUCGUCGCAACAUCCCGCCGUCCAGCCUCCCUCACGAACGACCGCCCUUAAACCCGCGCAAGUUAUGCCUCUCCCCUCCCCACUCCUGACGGCGACAAGCUCCGGCUCGAGCGGUUCUGGCGAAGUGGACAUUGUCGACGACCACGAGGCGAGCAUGCUCCUCCUCGACUUUGCGACCUCGCCCGAGCUCCGUCCCGUCAUGUAG